GGGUCGUUAGAUCAAAACUCAAAAAGUAAAUAAUACUAACAGUAAAAGAAAACCCUAGCCGUUCCCUCACUAAACCCCGGAACCUCGAUUUCGGUUAAGGUUGCACAACCGAACCAUCGUUCUCUGUUUAGGAUUUUUUUAGCUUUAGCAGCAACCUUCGUUGGGAGAACGAUAUGGUUUGGUUUCAAUGUGAGGACUGCGGCGACAACCUCAAGAAGCCCAAGUUGGCUGGUCACUUCCGAAGCUGCUCCGCUUAUAGGUUAUCAUGCAUUGACUGUGGUGAAACUUUUGGCCAAGACACCGUUCAGAACCACACUCAGUGUAUGACCGAAGCGGAAAAGUAUGGUCCAAAGGGGCAAGUCAAGAAUGGUGCACCUGCAAAGCCUAACAAGGAUGGCAACAAGCAAAAGCCUGAGGUUGAUAUCAAUGUUGGUUUGUCCGAACGCCCUCCAUGGUUUUGUAGUCUUUGCAAUACACAAGCUACAAGCAAGCAAACACUUCUUCUCCAUGCCGAUGGGAAGAAACAUCGGGCAAAAGCCCGAGCAUACCAUGCUUCAAAACAACCACUGCCCCAGACAGACAAAUCUGCACCUGAUGCUAAGAUUUUGUCGGAGGCUGCUCCUAAUGAGGCUAGAGAAGGCAAAAAUGCAGAGCAGCCAAAAUUAGAAGAGUCUUCUAAACAAGAUAAUUUGAAAUCAGGGGACGAAAUGUCUUCAGCAAAAAAGAGGAAACUUGAAGCGUCGGAGGGUGAUCUUAUUAAAAAAUGCAGGAAUGACAUUUCUGUUGACACUGGAAAUGGAGAAGUUAUUCAGGGUGAAGAAGCAGAAGGGAGAGUAGAAUCUGCUGUCAAAAAUAAAAUUAAGUGGAAGAAGCUUAUCAAAUCAGCUCUGAAAUCUCAACCUGAUGGAACUUUGAAGAUGAAGAAACUGAAAAAAGUUGUCCUUAAGGCACUGCAGGAAUCUGGCGUCGUAGUGGAUGAAACUGAGUUCAGUGAGGCACUUCAGCAGAAAAUAAACUCCAGCUCUAGAUUUGCUGUUGAGGGCAAGUACGUGCAAUUGGUGGCCAAAGACUGAACGCAUCAACUUAUGAUUAAGUCCUAGGAGUUUUUCGAGAAUCUCUUGCUGCUGGUUCCUUUAUGUUUCAAAACAUAUGGACUGUCGAAGAGAAGUGAAACUUGUAUUCAUCCCCUCUUUGCCCACAUUUUUGUCCUUCCUGAAAAGAACUGUGAGAAGAUUCACUAUUGUUUUGCUCAGAUGUUCAAGAUACAGGUUUUUUUUUGGAUUUAGCAAAUAGAUACAGAAUUUGCAGGAUAUGCAUGUUCUUGAUUGUAUGACUUAAUGUGAAGAUAUUCUAUUUAAUUUUAGGCAAGUUUCAGUCAAGUGAUUGUAUUAAACACAGCUCUAUUAUUGCUAGCAUCUAUUGAAGUUCUGUAAGAGGCUGAGUAUGUUUAAUC
Messenger RNA from Arachis duranensis, 1453 nucleotides. Its product is annotated as UBP1-associated proteins 1C. Gene Ontology annotation, cellular component: nucleolus. Lineage: Eukaryota; Viridiplantae; Streptophyta; Magnoliopsida; Fabales; Fabaceae. The record is from RefSeq and is a predicted model, not a curated record. Gene Ontology annotation, biological process: rRNA processing; negative regulation of transcription by RNA polymerase II. Gene Ontology annotation, molecular function: zinc ion binding; DNA binding. The coding region runs from base 174 to 1073 and encodes 299 amino acids. The transcript is spliced from 6 exons.